Molecule: messenger RNA, 1597 nt
Organism: Siniperca chuatsi (mandarin fish)
Lineage: Eukaryota; Metazoa; Chordata; Actinopteri; Centrarchiformes; Sinipercidae
Product: immunoglobulin lambda-1 light chain-like
Exons: 7
Coding region: 299-1231 (310 amino acids)
Source: RefSeq, a predicted model, not a curated record
UGUCGGUGAUGUGCAGCACAGACAGGAUGCAGUCCUCCAUCUCUAUGGUAACCGUGCGCUGCCUGUUGCUCCUCGGCUCCGCCUCCUCUCCCCUUUGAAACCACACGACAGCUUCAGCUGAGCUGUCAAUCGGCAGCAGCGGCCUUAUCUGUCCGCCGCAGGGGCUGAUGGGAGGUCUGAGGACCUGUUAGAAACCACGCGGCCCUCGUCUGAUCUCGCAGCUCGUCCUUGUUUGGCCUCGGCUGCAUCAGAGCGCCACUUCUCCCCAGGUUCACCAGAGGAAACGCCACUGCACACAAUGCUUUCCCUCCCAGCUGCUGCUCUGUGCUGUCUGUGUUCAGCGCUGGUUGCCAUGGCAGCAGAGCUGAUUCAGGAUGAUUUAACAUGGACCAGGAGAGUUGGUGAAGCUGUCUCCUUCAGCUGUGGAGGAACUGACCAGUGUGAUGACAGUUAUGUAUUCUGGUACCAGAAGAAAGACAAAGAAACAUUCACACUGAUUCUUGAUAUUAAUAGGCGUAAUGGUGACUUAGAUUACAGGUACAAUCAUCCUCAGAAAGAUGAUUUCUCAGCUGUGAAUAAACAGAACGGCUGUGAGUUGAAGAUCCAGAAAGCUAACGUCUAUCAUUCAGCCUCCUACUACUGCUCCUGCUACAGUUAUGGCUACUACAUCUUUGGCUCUGGAACUAAAUUGUAUGUAACAGAUGAGCAGGUGGUGAAGCCCGUGGUGAGCGUGUACCCAGCAGCAUCCAGAGCCCACCUGGAGGGGAAGAGCUCCCUGCUGUGUCUGGCCUCAGCCAUGUUUCCUCCUCUGGUCCAGAUCUCCUGGAAAAGACGAAAGGAGAAUGGUCCUCUGGAGGAUCUGCCCCCUGCUGAGGGAGAGCAGCUGGAGCUCAGAGAGUCGGGACGCACCGCCGCCAUCAGAGUGAUUGAUCGGGAUGCUCUCCACACAUAUAAAUACCGCUGCUACGUCCAGCACGAGGGGGGCACAGUGGAGGCCCAAACAGAACAAGAGGUUCCAGCUCGAGCAUCCUGUCCUCCAGAGAGAGAGCCAGCAGACCUGAGAGCUCUGCAGCAAGCUGACUUGUCCUUCCAGUCUCAGUGCAGGGUGAAGCUGCUCUGUUUGCUGUACACAGGGCUGAUAGUGAAGAGUCUGGUGUACUGCUGUGGACUCUCUCUGCUGAUGAUCCUCAGAAACAAGGGACCGUCCACCAACUGCACACAUGCUGACUGACUGUUUUCUGCUCCCCUUUUCUCACCAUCAAAUCUCAUCAAUUCAUCUCAUUUAUCACUUUGAUCAGCUGUCUGAAAUGUCAAUUAUGACGUGUUGUGGUUGGUUUUUAAAAUGUAGAUUUUUAUGCACAGCUAAUUAUAAAUUCUUUAGUAUACUGUUUAAUAGUUUAUUUCCUCUUUUACUUGUCACUUGUAUAAUAAUAGAAAAUGAAGCUGAAUCAUUAGCUGUCUGGUAGAUAUUUUAUUGUUUAUAGUAUUUUUCUGUUCUCGUGUUUCUUUUUAAUACAUUAUGCAGAGUGAGGCAGGUUUGUCAAAGUAUUUCAGUGUAACAUUCUCAAUAAACUGAAAAAUCACAGUCUGUUUUAUA